ACUUCUUUUCUUAAUUUAGUCUAAAUGCUUAUUACUUGGUUGUCCAAAUUCUCAGAACGUUUUUGUUUAAUAAAAACAACCUGUGCAAUGGGGUUUUUUUAGGUUCUUCCCUAAUCCAACAUUUGGUGGUAGAAACUGUAGUAUACUAAAAUGGUUAAAUUCAUACAUAAAUAUACAUAUUGAAUGUUUCAACAGUCUCUGCUGGACCUUUAGAAUUGUAUCUAAUUUUGAUAGAUCUGUUUUAAUCCUUUAGUAAACUCUUGCUAAAAUAUUAUUUUUCACAUAUAUUUUAAUCCUGUGCUGACACUGAAUUAUGUUUUUUCUGCAGGAGACUCUUCCUAGAUCCAAAGCCUCGGGAAUUUUAUGUCUGUUUUCAUGAUUCGGUCACAGAGGUUGCUGUUGAAUUGGCUUUUAAGUUAUCAUUUGGCUUAGCUGUAUAGAUAAACGUAUCUGCAGUUUUUCAUUUUUCAUGUCACAGAAAACACAGAAGUAUUACAUUGUGGUUUUGUUUGGGAUGCCCUUUAAAAUAUUUCCUAAAAUCAAUUAUGUAAUAUAAAAAAAUUGAGACAUUUAUAACACUAUUUAUGAAAGUCAUCUCUUUCAGAAGACUGGAAGUUGGAUGAGUUAUGGUAUUAUAUAUUAAUUAUACAUUAUAUGUAAAUAUUACCUUUAGAAUCAAUGAUCAAGGUAUACACAACCACAUUUUUCCCUUAAAGCUAUAUCCUUGGAAGAAGCACCUUUAGAACUUACAAAGAAUCUCACUCAUUAUGAUUAUGCAGUUAAAAUAGAGAUUUCCAUUAUGUAUGUACCUUUUUGGACUUCAUUUAAAGAAUACAGUGUAAUGUAAGAGGUAGGGAACUGUUUUAUUUCAAUUUGGUAUGGGGUUUAAGAUCAAAAUAUGUGGAUAUCUAAACUAAGGUUUAAAACUUCAGAUGAUCACAUUGAUUUUAUCAGAGACAGAGAAAAGAAAUCUUAGUUUCUGCUGUCAUCUAGUGAUUGUCCACAUUAUGCAGUCCUGAUCUAGUGGCCUUAACAAAAUGGAUUCCUUAAGUUUUGCAAAUUCUUAGGAGAGGUAGUUUACCUUACAUUAAGUGGAUAUAGUACUUUGUGAUACAAAAAGAAGUUAUAUUUAUAUUUAGAAAUACUUGUUAUAAAGUAAAACUGAAAAAUGUUUCUUAGUACUUUGACAUAAAUGGAAGAAUUGUCCAUUUUCUUUCAGACAAUGUUAUAUGACUUUUUUUACAAUAAAAGAUAUAUUCUUCAAAUAGUCUGGCAUAUAAUUUAAUUCUUUUUCAUUUAAUUUUUAAUUUUAACUAAAAUGUAUCUUUUUAUGGGUUCAUUAUAUUCCUGAUAGUUAAAGACAUGCUUUUUAAUUAUACUAAAAUGUAAAUAACUAUCAGUCAAAUAUUCAUAUCAAUAAUUUCUUGAAUAUAUAAACAUAACUUUAGAGAACUAUACUUAGUCUAGGUUUUUGAAAGUAAGAACCAAACUAGAUGAACAUCAUAAAUUACAGUCUUGGCUUGGUUUAGGGCAUGAAGCCAUAAUCAGCUACAGUAGCUAAGCCAAAGGCAAUAUACAAUAUGUUCAGUAUGAUAUAUAGACCACCCAUGAUAGGCUUUUUAAAGGACUUUUCAAUCUGGACUCUAUGAUUUUCCUCACUUCCGUCCCAAUUCAGGAAAGUUUUCAUGCUAGAAUUUCUGUUGGAAAAUUAAUGUCUUCUUAUGUAAAUUAGAGACUUUAUUGCAAUGCCAACAGCAACAAGUCAAUUGAGACUACAAGAAACAAAAUAUAAAUUUAUUCCAGCAUCUUGUCCAACUUGCUCUCAAUGAUUGGGAAGAUUUCUCCAAUCAUUGAGAGAUGGAAAACAAAUAUGAGUGGUCAGAUGUAAAACUAACAAGUCCUAUAUGCUAACCCAUCUUCAGAAUAAGAAAGAACCACACUAAUCCUUUAUGACUCCCACUUGAGCAGUAAGCAGAAGCUAUGGCCCUCUUCAGUUGGUAUACCAGUGGUAUCUUUGUGAUCCAGCAAAUUCUUCAGAAUAGAGAUUCAUGUAUUUAUUGCCAAAUGAUAAUUGUAAUGCACAUUACUUGGGGAUACCUUUGAAGAUAAUUCAGAAAAUGCUCAUUUUGAAGAAAAUGGCAUGAGUAGGUGAGAGACACUUUGCCAAUAUAAACCUAUAGUUGCUGCAUUGGUUGCCAAAGCUUCCAGUGUUUUUUUUAAAGUGUUUUUUUUUUAAAUUUUGUUUAAAAGUGUCAAAAGUGUUUUUUUAAUCUAUAAAAUUUAUAUGGCUCAGCUCCUCAUUACCUUUGAACCAUUUAUUCUAAAUAGAAUUUGCUCAUCCUGUGCAGUCAUGCCAGGUAUAUAUAUUUAGGGUCCCUAUUCCACAAGAAGGAAAUGGUGGUGCAAAGCCUGAUUUUGGCAGCAAAUCAAAUAUUAUGGGUGCAGUUAGUUCCUGCAUUACUAUUCUUUUGUCAAUCUAAUUUUUUUUUAGAUGAGUGAUAUCAUUUUACCAAAAUCACCAAAAAUGGUGAUAAUGGACUGCCCCAUUUGUUUCCUUUUGUCUUUUAGAAUUAGGUUUCUAAAAUUAUUAUUUCUGUUUAUAUGUUUUCUGUGACUGGGUGAUAUGCAAAUAGUUAUAGUCUGUUAUUUACCAAAAUCUUUAGUUAUAUUUUUAGGCAUUUGCCUUUACUUAUCUAUUUAUCUUAAUCUUUUGUCCAUUAAAAGGGCAAUACCAUUUAAUUCUAUGGGGUGCUAACUGUAAUCAAACUGCCCCAUCGGAAAGCUUUUAUUCUGAUCAUUAUUUGUGUUUUGUCUUGAAUAUAUAUUUAUAUUUUUGUAUUUUAUUAUGCUACAAACUAUUUUGACUCCUUUGGGGUUGGCAAUAUAUAAACGCCUCUAAAUAAAUAGUGAUAUCAUACACUAUAAUUGACACUCAUGUUAGUGCAAGUAUUCAAUGUAGGAGGGAACAGGAGUGGUGUUCUGAUGCGAUAAGCCCCCCAUUUUGCUUUUUUAGUUAGCCAAAUUUCUAUUUUUAAUAUGAAAUGUGGAUGAAUACUGAAAACCCUUCGUAAUUGUUGGUUGCAUUAACUAAGGUGAAAGGUCUUUCCUGAGUCAAAUUCUCUCUUGCAGGCUUUCUUCCUUCAUUUUAGGCCUCAGCUCUCUAUACUGAACUUAGCUCCAUCUUCAAAAGCCCCAACCUUUCCUUUAAAAGGAAAAGGCAGAACGGUUGCUGUGAUUGGGUGCUUCUGCAUCAUGUGGCUUGAGAAUCAAGUGGGAGGGGAGGGGAACUCCAUUAGCUCUUUCUGAGCAGUGACAGUUAGGAGUGUUGCUGGGUGAUGCUGCUUGCAGGCCCUAGUAGUUCCACCAACAUCUUUCCUUCUGCCCAACUGACACCAUGCAGGCUGCUGAGACACAGCAGCUUUUCGAUCCUGUCUCAUUUGGGAAGGAUCUCAUGAUAGGUGGGGUGGCAGCUGCUAUUUCCAAAACAACAGUAGCACCCAUUGAACGGGUGAAACUCCUGCUCCAGGUUCAGGGCUCAUCCAAACAGAUCCGUGUGGACCAGCGAUACAAAGGCAUGAUAGACUGCUUUGUGCGCAUUCCUCGGGAGCAAGGAUUUCUCAGUUACUGGCGUGGCAAUUUGGCCAAUGUUAUUCGAUAUUUCCCAACUCAAGCCCUAAACUUUGCCUUUAAGGACAAAUACAAGCAGAUUUUCAUGUCUGGAGUUGAUAAAGAUACACAGUUUGUGAGAUGGUUCCUUUCAAAUCUGGCUGCUGGUGGAGCAGCUGGGGCUACUUCACUGUGUGUAGUCUAUCCAUUAGACUUUGCACGAACUCGAUUGGGUGCUGAUAUUGGCAAAGGUCCUUCUGAGAGACAGUUCUCGGGUCUAGCUGACUGUAUUGUUAAAAUUGCUAGAAAAGAUGGAAUUACUGGUCUAUACCAAGGAUUUAGCGUUUCAGUACAGGGAAUUAUUGUAUAUCGAGCAUCUUAUUUUGGAUGUUAUGACACCAUAAAAGGAAUGCUACCAAAUCCAAAAGAAACCCCAUUCCUUUUAUCUUUUGCAAUUGCUCAAGUGGUGACAGUAUUUUCUGGGAUACUCUCCUAUCCAUUUGACACUGUCAGAAGACGCAUGAUGAUGCAGAGUGGAGAGACAGAACGCCAAUAUAAAGGAACCAUUGACUGCUUUAUCAAGAUAUAUGGCCAGGAAGGAAUAAGUGCCUUUUUUCGUGGGGCUUUUUCAAAUGUUCUUCGUGGGACAGGUGGUGCCUUGGUGCUAGUCCUUUAUGACAAAAUCAAGGAAUUCCUUCAUAUUGAUCCUUCACUAGGCCGAACAUCUGACUAAAACCACAUUUUAUUUGAAUUGCACAUGUAGAGAUAAAAGUCUUAAUUGUUUUGAAUAUUGGUUUAUUAAUUAGUAUUCUACUUUGUAACAAGUCAGUAGUAUUUAUUGUUCUGAUUUUAAAGCAAUUUAAAGAUUACAUUUACUUAGUUUUUACUUUCAAAAGGCUUUUGCCUAUUAUUUCCCUUUUCUUUGAGUCCUUAUCUUUACCUUCAAAAUCAAGAUUCCUGGAUUUCAUCUUGAAGAUAAGCAAUUCUUUGGGAGGAAGAGAGAGAGAAAAACACUGAAUUGCCUACCCAAAGUUGUCGAUCAUAGUUGAUAAAUAAGAUUGGAUUGGAAUCCAGUUUGCCCUGAGCCAAACCAAGUAGUUUACAUUGGAGUUUAAACUUUUUAUUAGUAAGAAAUAAAACCUUUUCCAGGCAAAGCUAAAGAAAAUUUAGACAGAUUAUAGAUCGUUAGUGCAAAUUUAUUCAGAUUAUUUUGUUCAAUAGUUUGAAUUAAGGGCAUCUUGAAAUGAAUGUACUGUAAUGUUCUGCAGCAAAGUAAUAAUAGGAGUUUCUUGCUAGGAGACAGUUUUCCUUAACCUUUCCCUUAUUACAGAAGUUAAAAAAAAAGAAUGUGUAUUGAAGCAAAAUCUGGGCAUAUUCAGGUAAAGGAAUCAAAUACUAUGUAAGAAUUUCAGUUAUGUCUUUCCAAAGCAAUAAAUUAACUUUGUGUAGUAAAAGUCAUCAGUGUAAAACAGUAAAGAUUAUAAUCUCUAAAUCUGUUGUUCUUCAAUGAUACUGUUCACAGGAUAUAAAUUGUAGAAAUGGAAGGAGAGCCUCAAUGUGUCUUUUGUCAGAUACCCACAAGGUGAUUUACAACAAAAAGCAACAAAACGUAGUAAGCAGAGAAAAAAAGACAGUAAAUCAGAGAGAGAGAGAGAGAGAAAGACAAUAUUAAAAUCUAAAAAUCACAGGAAAGGAAAUUAAAAGAAAUACUCUCUGUUAAGAAUAUGCUAACAAAUCUGUAAGGCUAUUGAAAAAGAAUGUAUUUCACCAAUGCUAAAAAAAAAUUCUGAGCAGAUAUAAAGAAAUCUGCAAAGAUUGAUGUUUGUGUAACCACAGUCAUCUUUUCAAUAGCGUCUUGCUUAAUGUCCAUUGAUGCUGAUUUCAGAAAAAUGGGGUUCAGAAGAUUUUAUGAAAAUAAUAAAGAACAUCGUUAAGUAGUUAACUGAACCUCUAAGGUUUAAAACUACAAGCAUAUUUAAACUGACCCUGAUAAACCAGGAGCCAAAAAAAAAUAUCUGUUGAUAAUACCCAUUCAAGAAAAUAAUCUUAUUGUUAACUUCUGCAUCAGAUUUUUUAGAAGCAAGUAUCUAGAAAUUAGCCUAGUUAUUAAUAGAAUAUAUUAAUAACAUUUAUUUGGUCAAUUUCAUCCACACAUUUUAGUAGUCUCCAUUGCAUAGUUUAAUAAUUAGGAAAAUUGUUUUUGUUAGUUGCGAAAUCGUAUCUGACCCAUCGCAACCCCAUGGACAACAUUCCUCCAGGCCUUCCUGUUCUCUACCAUCCUCUGGAGUCCAUUUAAGCUCACGCCUACUGCUUCAGUGAUUCCAUCCAGCCACCUCAUUUUCUGUCGUCCCGUUCUUCUUUUGCCCUCAAUCUUUCCCAGCAUUAGGUUCUUCUCCAGUGAAUCCUUACUUCUCAUUAGGUGGCCAAAGUAUUUGAGUUUCAUCUUCAGGAUCUGGCCUUCUAAAGAGCAGUCAGGAUUGCUCUCCUUUAGGACUUACAGGUUUGUUCACCUUGCAGUCCAAGGGACUCGCAAGGAAAAUUAAAUGGAUCCAAAUAAUCUGGAUAAGCAUUACCUCUAUAUCAAACAGGGAGAAUAAUACUGCAGAGCUCAAUCUAAAAAGGGCUGGGAUUGUUUUCUUCUAAAUUUAGAAUGAAAAAUGAUGUAGCAUUACAACUGGGAUGGCUGAUUUCUAAUUCCAACAUCAAGAUGGUAAUGAGGAAAGAAAACCUUGAUUGUUCUAAUAGAUGGUGCUAAGAAAAGUCAUAUAUACCAGUCAACAGGCUUACAGAAAAUCUUUUUUUUCUUCAUGCAUUCUCAAAAGAUCAAAUACCUGUCAUAAUAUCAUGCUCACUAGCACCCUGAAAGGAUGGGUGAAGAGCUGUGGAAGAACUUUUGUCAUCACAGCUGAGUACUUUGAAGUCAUUUUUUGAGACUGUGGCCAGAUGGUGUCUUCAGGGAAGACAAAAUUUACAAACAAAUACUUCUAUUAAAUUGGUUACAGAUAGCAUCUUGCUAGUGCCAUAUUAGAAACAAACAACACUGAGACAGUAAUUGGUUGAUUUAAAAAAAGAAUAAUUUCAACCUUAAUCAGGCAGAGAUAUUACAAAUUUGAUGUUAAAAUGAAUUCACAAAUAAACAUGUGCUUUAUUUGCACAAUAAUCUUAAUUACUAUAAUAAUCCAUGGAUUAUAGAUUAUAGUUGCUAUAUACAAUACACAAUAUGCUAAAUCAGAAUAUAUGUAGUUUUAGCUUAUUGUGUAUUAACCCUAUGAAUCUCUUGCUGCCAAAACCAUAACUGGAAACUAAGGUUUGAUUUACACAUUGCAUUAAAUCAUGGUUUGUUGAAUAAAAUUAGUUGUUAGA
Molecule: messenger RNA, 6969 nt
Organism: Ahaetulla prasina
Lineage: Eukaryota; Metazoa; Chordata; Lepidosauria; Squamata; Colubridae
Gene: SLC25A31
Product: solute carrier family 25 member 31
Exons: 6
Coding region: 3395-4339 (314 amino acids)
Biological process (GO): mitochondrial ATP transmembrane transport; mitochondrial ADP transmembrane transport
Cellular component (GO): mitochondrial inner membrane
Molecular function (GO): ATP:ADP antiporter activity
Source: RefSeq, a predicted model, not a curated record